GCAAGUUUGAGAAGAAUUCAUAUCCUUUGACCAGUAGAGAACCAGGGAGUAACUUAUUGGCGACGGUAUGGGUAUCGCAGAGCCUCAAGAUGAAUUGACGCGUCGUCGUGAGCGAGGCCGACGUUCACAAGCAGCUUUUCGCAAGCGACAGGCCCAAUCAAACCAUGCGCUGGCAGAUCAAAAUGCGCGUCUUAAGCAGGGAAUCCAAAGACUACUCGAUGUAGCUCAAGGCGACGAGCGACCUGAGAUGCUCGGCAUCAUUCGGGAGCUUGCAGUCGCUGCUGACCUUGAAGCUCCACCACAAGUCGCGAUGAUCGGGACAGGCCUUUCGAGCACUGAGACGUCAAUUAGCGAUACUACCGCUGUAGAGGCAGAUAGCUUCCAGGGCUUAUUCAGCGACAUUCCCCUGCCAGUGAGCCCUUUGCAAUCAACCCAGUAUCGUUUGGAGUGCAGCAUGUGGCUAGACCCAUUACACUACCUCCGCGUCGCGUUGCCGCCUCAGGAUAUCCUUCCGUACCUUGGCCCUGGUGCAGAAACAUUUGCUGGCCUUCUCUUCUGGUCCGUCAUGGAGCAUUACCAGACUGUGUGCACACAGCACAACGCCAAAACAGUCAUCCAGAAGGGCCUGAAGCAUUCAAAAGCCACGCAGGAUAUCAAACCCUCCUUCAUCGAAACUAUGGCAAAGGCAAGACUCGAGUAUAAGCAGACAGGCUCCAUCAGCCAAGCACAUGCUGUCGCGGCUGAAAAGGACCUGGGACUUGUACUUUGCAAUCUCAUCGAAACAGAGUAUCGAUCCACGGGUAAGGACCCAGAUCAAUGGCUAUCGUGUAUCGGGAUUGAGAAACGACUCAAGAAGACAAUGAGUGAUGAUUCACUAGAGAGUUUAAGAAUUGCUGCACAUGGAAGUGGGGAUGCAAGUUUGCAGUGUCUACUGGAAGAUGUUAAGUGCCGACUGUACGAUAGCUGUGUCUGUUUUGGAGAUGGACCUCGAUGGGAUGUGAAGAUCGUUGACCAGUUAUUUGCUCCUUUCACAAGAUGCGGAAUAGAAGGCGAAAUGGGAAUACGAGGUGGCACGCUUCCAUCAGUGUAGUAUCUUCAUCUCUACUAGCACGACGUAUGUUUUUAAGCAGGAAUGAAUUAAUACUUCUAUUCUCAU
Messenger RNA from Fusarium verticillioides 7600, 1156 nucleotides. RefSeq lists its product as hypothetical. The transcript is spliced from 2 exons. The record is from RefSeq and is a predicted model, not a curated record. The coding region runs from base 68 to 1090 and encodes 340 amino acids. Lineage: Eukaryota; Fungi; Ascomycota; Sordariomycetes; Hypocreales; Nectriaceae.